AUGUCGACCGAUGAAUGGCUGGAUCGGGUGAGGCUUAUCGAACAGGCUGUCGCCAAGUGCCGCGGAGAUGUUGCGCAUGCUCAAUCGGCGCAGAAUGAGGAGGAAAUGCGGCUGAUUAUCACCACAAUGUGUCACGAUAUCAUCGGGAUCAUUGGACGGCCUCAAGUCGAGAGAUCGUUACGAGCAUGGUCUGAAGUAUAUCCAGAAUAUGAGGGAUCCAAGUUGAUAGAGAAGACAAGCAUCUACCGCCAUUUGGUCAGUGCUCAGGCCCCACAUGCAGAGUAUCAUGCUAAUGAGGUUUAUAGCAACAAAAGAAUACGCCUUGGGUUCCUACAUCUCAGCAUGAUUAUACAAGAACUGAAAACCAAGCUGCAUCGUUGA
Molecule: messenger RNA, 381 nt
Organism: Fusarium verticillioides 7600
Lineage: Eukaryota; Fungi; Ascomycota; Sordariomycetes; Hypocreales; Nectriaceae
Exons: 1
Coding region: 1-381 (126 amino acids)
Source: RefSeq, a predicted model, not a curated record